Ambispora leptoticha is the source of this 266-nucleotide messenger RNA. The record is from the annotation of a GenBank genome assembly. NCBI's taxonomy places the organism in Eukaryota, Fungi, Glomeromycota, Glomeromycetes, Archaeosporales, Ambisporaceae.
GUAAAAAGCGAAUUCAUUCUUGCUGAUUAUCCUAAAGAACUUUACUUUAAUUCGAGCUCACUCGUGGCUGUGGCAUCAAGUGUAGCAUCGGAUCAAUUCGGCAACAUUUUUGAAGGUGUUACUAAAUGUUGCUGUCAGUAUUAUCCUGACUCGAAGUCUUUUCAUGGGGCGUUAGGUAAACCUACGAAACAUAUUCAUACACGGACAAUGAAACCAUAUUUCGUAGAAUUUGUUGAUGUUGGUGAUGAGCAUGAGCAGCAAUGGAA